AUGACUUCAACGGAUACUUAUCAAUUGAAAUGGCACUCGCACAGUUCGCAUUUAAAUGGCUCCGUUGCGGCAUUGCUCCGCUCGGAACGAUUCACAGACGUGGUGCUGUGCACGAUGGAUGGAUCUCAGAUACCCGCCCACAAGUUUAUCCUGAGCUCAUGCAGUGUGUACCUGAGCAGUCUAUUCGAGGGUCAGCGUUCUGUAACACGAAUGGGCGGAAUGUUGUAUGUGGUCCUCCCAUCCGAAAUAUCAACAAAGGCCCUGAAAAUUCUUGUAGAAUAUAUGUAUAAAGGUGAAACAACAGUUUCAAAUGAAGUUUUAGACACAGUUUUAAAAGCAGGAGAAGUAUUAAAGAUCCGAGGUCUGUGGAGGCAAGCGGAUGAGUCAGGAGACACUGCCUCAGCAGAAAAAACAUCCACGCUUGCCCCUGCUACAAAUAUUAACAAACAAACAACAGUGACAAAGAAACCAGAGGAACUAACACAAAAAUUAACAAUUAAGAAGGAUGAUAAGCUUCUCAAAGCCUUCAAUCCUGUGCAGACACAGGGAACUGUCACAAGGCCAAUGUUUAUUGGACCACCCAAAUUGGUAUUCAUAAAGACUAGUGAAGGUGGAACUACAGCAGCAUUACGGCCGGGUGGUGCUAAGGGUCAAACAAUUCUUGUUGCACCAGCUCCACAAGCUGAAACUUCUUUGGCUACUGCUGUGACUGCAUCUACUCCAACACCCACAAUUAGUGUGGCGUCUACUACUAUUUCUGAUGACUCACCUGAUGAAGCACCCCCACCACGCAUACUUAGGCGACAUGCUGCUGAACGAAAAUAUGGCAAGAGACAAAAGACUGACAAUAACACGGAGAGUGAGGAAACAAAAGACAGUGAAGACAAUCAGGACAAUGCGUCCGAGACAUCAAAGAAAUCAUCCCAUAGCACUGCGGAUGUUACUACUGAAGUGCAAGUGAAGGAUGAACCGGAUUGGGAUGCAAGUAGUAUAGAGGAGGAAGAGACAUCUAUAGCAGAGAUGUUCCAUGCUGAAAUGACUGUCAAGUCUGAGCCUGCUGACGAAAUGGACAUUGAAGAGGAAAGUUUGAUGUACAGCCCGCUGGCGUGCGAGCUGUGUGCGGAGGUGUUCACGGUGCCGGGCGCGUGGGUGCGCCACGUGCAGUCGCACGCGCGCGCCGACCACACGCACCCACGCAAGCGCAAGCAUCGCUCCGCGAGCGACGAUACGGAAGAAACAAUGGCUCUAUUACGCUGCGAUUUAUGCCAAAAGCACUUCCCCAACCCUGCAGAAUGGGUACGGCAUAUACAGAGUACACACACAGAGACAGAAUUGGCCAUAUCAAACAACAGUGCCCCACCAAAACGUCACAAUCGUUUCACAGAGGGCGCGCAAAACAAGACUUGCACCCACUGCAAGAAGAUAUUCCCCUCGCACGCAUCCAUGCUCAUACAUAUGCGUACUCACACAGGCGAGCGGCCCUUCGUGUGCGGGCUGUGCAACAAGGGGUUCAACGUGAAGUCCAACCUGCUGCGGCACCUGCGCACGCUGCACGACCAGCUGCUGCCGCACGACGAGCCCGACGAGCCGGGGCCCUCCGACGUCAAGCGUGAAGCCUGA
Parnassius mnemosyne (clouded apollo) is the source of this 1620-nucleotide messenger RNA. The record is from the annotation of a GenBank genome assembly. Lineage: Eukaryota; Metazoa; Arthropoda; Insecta; Lepidoptera; Papilionidae.